GGCACGCGGACAGAACCCCCAGGAAAGGCCAAGACAAUGCGCGGCGCGCUACCCCUCCUCCUCUACCGGAGAAGCCCCUCGCCAUUGUCUUCUGGCCCCACCCUCCAUUGGGCACGCCCUUCGUUCUCUCCUCCGCCGUUUAUUGGCUACAGGUCCCGGCCCCCCUCGAUCUUUCGGUCUUCAUUGGCUCUUCUGCCACGUUAUCUUCUCCCGGGAUUUCUUAUUGGCGCAGGCCACACCCUCUCUCUUGUCACCGGACCCCGCCUUCAGCAGUCGCGGGCUCCUCCCCUUCCAUCCAGCCUCCAUUCAUUCUGCAUCUCGUGCUGGCUGCUUGGAACUGGAGGUGAACCCGACGCGUCGCUGCCCUCGGGAAGUUCGGGGGACGGUGGGGGGCGCACAGACCUAGGCUCUGACAGUGACACCCUAGGGUGCUAAAGAAGCCGCCAAGGCACUAGGACCCUCUGGGCGCCGGGCAGCCUUCCCGGAGGAGGGGAGGCCUAAACCAAGCCCUGAAGAAUGGUUGAGUGUUGGCUUCAGGCAGACAUUGCGAGGGCAUUCUUGGCGGAAGCACCUGAGAUGUGAAAGAAACAGUCGCAUUCUGGCGAUCGCAAGGAGAGGCUGACACAGUGGGGAGCUGGAGCAGCCCGGCUGGAUGUGACCUCCAGGACAGAAUGGUGCUGGACUCAGGGGCUCAGGUGUAUGAGCAGGCACCCCCCAGCCCCCGAGCCAGUCCCUCGUCACUGCGGCCUAGGCUGAAGCCCUCAGACAGAGAUGGGCCGUCCCUGUACCCCUGGCCUCAGUCCCUGGCCUUGCCCCUGGCUCUGGCAGUCCCCUCAGCACUACAGCCCCAGUCUAAGCGGCAGCCCUUCUCAAAGCUGCCCUUGGGCCACCGCAGCCACAUGUGUCGAAGUGAGAGCACCCACUCCAUAAAUAGUACUGGCCGGCAGGGACGUGGCACCCAGGGACAGGCCCCAGCUAGGCGGAGCCGGGACUCCAGUUGGGGCGCCCUACGGCCUGCGGCUUCCUUGCCUCACAUCGCUAAGACUCAGAGGAACGCGGGCAAUGGGGCCAGCAAGAGCCCCUGCAUGCUGGUGGCCCUGCGACCAACCAACAUGGACCGCGAGCGGGACAAGUUCUUCCAGUCCCAUUACACCUAUAACCCACAGUUUGAGUAUCAGGAGCCCAUGCCCACGGCUGUGCUGGAGAAAUAUUGUGAGGCCUCUGGACAGUUCAUCCAUCAGGCAGUUGGCAUCAUCGAGGCUGUCCUGGAGAAGUUUGGCACCUAUGAACACUUUGAGGCUGCCACUGGGGGCCAGCUGCUGACCAAGUGCCAGAUUUGGUCCAUUGUGCGCAAAUACAUGCAGAAGGAGGGCUGCGUUGGGGAGGUCGUGGUGCAGCUGAGUGAGGACCUGCUGUCCCAGGCCGUGAUGAUGGUGGAGAACAGUCGACCCACACUGGCCAUCAACCUGACUGGAGCCCGCCAGUAUUGGUUGGAGGGCAUGCUGCGGCAUGAAAUAGGCACCCACUACCUGCGGGGCGUGAACAACGCGCAGCAGCCGUGGCACAGCGCUGAGGGCCGGCUGCGGUACGGGCUGCGGCCGGCCAACCCCACCGAGGAGGGCCUGGCCAGCCUGCACAGCGUGCUGUUCCGCAAGCAGCCGUUCCUGUGGCGCGCGGCGCUGCUCUACUACACCAUCCACCGCGCCGAGCACAUGUCCUUCCGCCAGCUCUUCCAGGACCUGGCGCGCUACGUGCAGGACGCGGACGUGCGCUGGGAGUACUGCGUGCGAGCCAAGCGGGGCCAGACGGACACCUCGAAGCCAGGCUGCUUCAGCAAGGACCAGGUGUACCUGGACGGCAUCGUGCGCAUUCUGCGGCACCGGCGGACCAUCGAUUUCCCGCUGCUGACCUCUCUGGGCAAGGUAUCCUAUGAGGAUGUGGACCAGCUGCGGCCCCAUGGAGUGCUGGAUAACACCCGGGUGCCCCACUUCAUGCAGGACUUGGCACGCUACCGGCAGCAGCUGGAGCACAUCAUGGCCACCAACCGGCUGGACGAGGCAGAGCUGGGCCGCCUGCUGCCUGAUUGAUGCUGGCUGGGGGCCAGCCACAGGUAGCGGCCCUGGACAGAGGACUGCAGAUCAGCUCCCAGAACAUGAAGCACUCUGCUCUGUGCUUUCACGGCCCGGUGUUUCUUAGGGGCACUGGGGGAGGUGGGAGACAUCCGGGGAAAAGCAGCAGCAACAUCAGCGGGUUUGUGUCCACUGUUUGCCUCCCGGGGGCCCAGGGCCCGGCAGCAGCCCCCGCAACCCCUAAGCUGCCCUCUUGCCUCUAGCUCUCUGUCGAGCAGAGGGGGAGCCUGGGGGCGGGAAGAAGCUGAGCCGUGAUGGGAAUGUGGGGUGACCUGGGGGUAGAAACUUGUCCAUGCAUGAGAUAGUUUUAGGCGUCUGGUCCAGUCUCUCCCUUCCCCCACCUGGCCCCUUGGUGCUCCUCCAGCAUCCAUGCUGUCUACCUCUCACUGGGUCCUGGUAGGGGCUGGGAUCCCUUCUCCUGCAGUGACUGUCUGAGCCUGGCUUUCUCACGGGCUCAGAGGGCAGGGGUCCUGGUAGUGGAGAACCACCUGGGCUGGGGUUUGCUUUCCAGCAUUUUGCCUCUCUGCUCAUGUAUUUAUCCCAUAUUUAUGUGUCUACUUCCUGCGUCUGGGAGGCAGCAACUCGACACUGCUGGCAGGCACGGAUUGUUCUAGCUCCACUCUCGUUUCACACACACACACACACACACACACACACACACACACUGAGCUCCUGGCACUGUGAGUCCAGCCCAGGAACUCUGCUAGCCCCACCCCCACCCCCUCCACAGCCUCUGCUGUUGCUGUCUUUGCCCACAUUGUCACAGCUGGCCUGUGGCAGAGGUUGGCAUACCCUGGGAACAGCUGCAGUGGAGCGUGCGGGGCAGGCCCCCAGGGUUUGUUGUCCCAAGUCUUGAGCCUGCCCUGGACCAGGAGAGGUGCAGAGGUGAUUGUCGCUUCCAGUCUCACAGUGGACUCAGCUGUGCGACGCUGACCCAGCCUCACUCCUACUCUUGGCUUUAAUUUUCCCAUCUGUAAAAUUCAGACACACAACUGGAAAGUCCUCAUUCAUUUAGUUAAGCAAUAUGUACGGAGUGCUGUAUACCAGUUACCCGUUAGAACCCUCUCCCAGCUCCCAUUUCAGAGGGAAACCAUUAAAACCAUUAAACAGCAGUUACAAUGUUG
Molecule: messenger RNA, 3253 nt
Organism: Oryctolagus cuniculus (rabbit)
Lineage: Eukaryota; Metazoa; Chordata; Mammalia; Lagomorpha; Leporidae
Gene: MATCAP1
Product: microtubule associated tyrosine carboxypeptidase 1
Source: RefSeq, a predicted model, not a curated record